Dictyostelium discoideum AX4 is the source of this 246-nucleotide messenger RNA. RefSeq lists its product as hypothetical. The coding region runs from base 1 to 246 and encodes 81 amino acids. Lineage: Eukaryota; Evosea; Eumycetozoa; Dictyosteliales; Dictyosteliaceae. The transcript has 2 exons. The record is from RefSeq and is a predicted model, not a curated record.
AUGGAUAAUCAAUCUGAAUUUUUUUUUUUAAUUAAAAUUAUAGAUUUAAAAAAAAAAAGAUUUCAAGGUUAUGAUGAACGUAAAAAUUCAAAUCCAGAUGCUAUGGAGUCAAGAAGAAAAAUAACAAAGAGUUCAUUUUUAAACAAAACAAACAAAAAUUCAUUAAAUGACAAAAUUAAAAAUUUCACUGAAAAUUAUUCAGAGGAUGAUAUUUCUAUUUUAAGUACAUUUGACCCAAUUGAAUAA